UCUAAACAUGGCGUCUUGUAUCCUCAAUGCUGGGAGUGUAACUCGAAAGGUGCGAAGCAUUGCUUGAUACAUGGAUUUAUUCGAGAAGAAAUAGUUUCAGAACAAUUAUUAUGAAAAUUUGAAAAUGGACCUUUCUAUUAAAACUUCUAUUAAGAAGGAACCAAACGAGGAUGAAGCGUUAUACACGGGAUUGGACCCGGUCGGUUAUGGAUCUGCCUGUAGGCCUACUAACGUAACCAUGGGUGAAGUUCACGGAGGUAGUAGUAAUAACGCUUUACAAAAUAUGUUAACAUUUCCGAGGAAUAUGUUAACAACGCCAGCAGCUAGUUUGUUGACGAGUAUAGCUAACGAAUACCAACAGAACCAGAGAACUGUAUCAGAUAAUUGGAAUCUUUUGUUUACAUCUGACUAUUCCGGUAACACUGCCCUUGGCCUUGACAAUAGUUCCCAUCAAAAAGAUAACGUUGAAAGUGUAAAUGAUGGUUUUCUCCGACAGUUACUAACGGAACAAAAGACACAACUUACAAAUAGUCUCUCCUCCCGUAGCCCCGAACCACCGACAAGUAUAAAAGCUGAGCCCAUGCCUAAUUACCAACCGGAUAGGGAAAGCUCACAAAAUGAGACAGGUCUUCUAUAUACAGGACCAAUCAAUGACAGAGCAAGCUGUAAACAACCUGACAGUAUUAUAAGGGCGAUGUUGGCAAAACCACCUAUCCAUGGGUCUUCUGUACAAAACAUAAAGAAGGAACCAAAUUCUGAAGAAAACGAAAACACACCCAGUGGCUACAGUAAGAAUGCAUCACAUUCAGAACCUCACAGCUCUCAAGAAGAAAACUCUCAGUCUACAAACAGUUACCAAACUUCACAUUGUGAGUCAGAUGACGUGCUGGAUUCACCCGAGACAUUUGCUCUACUUCCUCCAAAGGCUUCUAAUCCACAAAUGUCAAGGGAAGACUUCAAUGCCUUCUGUCAAGCCAUCUUAUUAAAUGGACGCCCUGCCCAAGUUGAUGGAGAUCAUCCAUUGCCUAUGAGUGAGCACGUGGAUGGCUUCAGUGAUGUUGACAUAUUCAGCAAAGUCAGUCGUAGACAAGAGAAGGGAAAACGAAAGUUUCAGUGCGACAUUUGUCAAAAGUCAUACGGCCAUAACAGUAGUCUGAAAGUCCAUUACCGAGUGCACACUGGGGAGAGACCUUUCAAAUGCCACGUUUGUGAUCGUGAUUUCAGUCACUCCAACAGCCUCCAGAUCCACAUCAAAACUCAUUCUGAGAAACCUUUAUUCAAAUGUGACCAAUGUGAGAUGGAGUUCACUCGCCCAAACAGUUUGUCCAGACACAUGCUCACACAUUCCAUUGAAAAACCUUUUGUUUGCGGUGUCUGUAGGAGAUCCUUCUCACAGGCAUGUAAUCUUAAGAUCCACAUGCGGGCCCACACUGGUGACAAACCUUUUAAGUGUGAUUUUUGUGGUAAAGCCUUCCGAGUAUCCGAAAAACUGAAAAUCCAUACUCGCAUUCACACUGGUGACCGGCCUUACCAGUGCACCGAAUGCCCUAAAAAGUUUGCAACAUUAGGUGUGCUUAAAUCCCACUCUUCCAUACACACUGGAAUCAAACCUUACAAGUGUAAGGUUUGUGGAAAAGGUUUCAGCGUUUCAAACGAUCUGAAGAAACACAACCGUGUUCACACGGGGGAAAAGCCAUACAGAUGUCAAAUGUGCAACAAAGCUUUUGGACAGUCAAGUACCUUACAGAAACAUCUUCAUACUCACACGGGCCACAAACCACAUAAAUGUGUGAAAUGUGGGAAAGGUUUUGUCGAAUUGGCACAUGUUAUGAGGCACAUGCGUACACAUACGGGAGACAAGCCGUAUAGUUGCCAUAUCUGUCAGAAAACUUUUAGUUUCUCGGGAAAUUUGGCCAAGCAUUUACGAACUCAUAGCGAGGGCAAACCAUACAAAUGUGAACUUUGCCCUAAAGGAUUUCGGGACCCAUCUUACUUGAAGCAGCACAUGCUGAUUCAUACUGGUAGCCGUCCAUAUGCAUGUGACUUUUGUCCAAAACAAUUCUUGCAGUCAUGUGACUUAAAUGCACAUGAACGUACACAUACUGGUUCCAAGCCUUAUGAAUGUGAAACUUGUGGAAAAACUUUUCGGCAGUCAGGCCAUCUUCAGAGACACAUUCUUAUACAUGCUGAAGGCAACAUUCAGGCAUCUGCUACGGACAAUGAGAUAAAAGAGGAGGAGUUCAGUGAUGAAUCUGAGAAUCCAACGUCUGCUACAGAAAAUGAGGUAAAAAGCAAAGAAUUCACUGGUGAACCAGAGAUUGAGACAUCUGCUACAGACAAUGAAAUAAAAGAGGAGGAGGAAUUCAGUGACGAUUCAGAAAUGGACCUUUAAGAAGAAAAUGUACAUCAACUUUCUAAGGAAAGGGAAUAAUUACAUUGGAAGGGAGACAACUGUACAUGCAUUGUCAAAUAAUAUCUUAACAACAUAUGUAAGCCUCUAAACCAGACUUUUUUAAACACACAGGUGCACGUGUUACACAAACAAGGAAAAAAGGUUUUACCUUGUAAGAUUUAUUGAGCAAUAUUUUGUCUUAAGAUAUCAAUUAACAUUCACUCUCAAUAAUUCAAAGAAGAGGCUUACGAUGUCCAAAUUCCCUGUUAAAAUGCAUUUAGAGUGAAGAAGAAACCGUUUGUUUACAUAUUUUUUGUAGACCAGACACUGCAAUCCUUUGGAUAGUGAGAUAAGACAUAUGAAGACAAAAUUCUAAUACAUGAACUGAAAGAUGUAUAUGUUGUUUUUCUAGAAUUUGUUUUUUACAUUUCAAAGAAACUGAAGUGUAUUGUACAUGUUUAAUUAUAAAAUUUGACAAUGCAACUAUAUAACAUAGUUUUUGGUAUCUUUGUGAUUUAUAUUAAGUUUAAACAAAUGUUGGGUGUUUUUUUAUCGUGAAUAUACAGUGUGGGAUCAUAUACAAGUAUACAUUUUUCAUGUUAUUUGAGAAUCUGAAGAAAUCUGGCAAACUAAACUGAAAAAAAACAUUUGACUUUCAUGAAAUAGAAUCAAAUCUGAAAUCUUUUCAUCUCAUUAUCCAGAAAUUUUGCAAAUAUCACAAAAAAAUCAUGUCUAUCUAUUUUCUCCCUGAAUAUUUUGAAGUCAUGAUAAAUCUUAGAGUCUUAAGCUUCCACAUCACAGUGGAGCAAAUUACAGGAGAUUAUAUUCAGAAUGCUGUGAGUGUAUUAUGGUAGGGGUUUACAUUUUUCAGUGAAAAUACAACCUGCAAAAUUUAUAUUAAACUUAACCAUUGUUACAGUAGUACAUUGUGCCACGGCUAAAAGAUCUGAAAUCCGCAAACAAAAAUACCUGAGAAAUUGAACAUUUUUGCAAAUUUGAAAAAAUUACGUAGGGACCAUUAAAAAGAAAGUAGGAAAAAACAGUGCAUGGCAUUGAUGUAAAUGUAUCCACUGUGGUAAUUAUAUAAUCAUGUGAUAAAAUAAAAUCAGGGUUUUUGCAAGGUGUUUAUAAAAAGGGUCCGCUACAGGGACCCAUUCCCAAUUGAAAAAUGACCCUGAAUUUUCCCAAUUUCAGUCUUUAUUUUCCCAUUUGGAUUAAAAAAAAAAAUUAUACAAGUUUUCAGUCGUUUUAAGUGCAAGGUUCAAAGUAUUACAGUCCAUGAAGGAGCAUUCAAAAUACAUAAAUAAUGAAGAAACAAAAGCGCUAAAAAUUUAAGUGUUUAUUUAUAUUUAUAAUUAUUGCUAUACAUUUUAUUGUAAUCAAAGAAACACCUCGAGGAUUUUUUUGCUAAUCACUCUAUAGGUUUUAUUUUUUUCAAAACUAACGCUAUUUUCCCAGACCUGCGCAUUUUCGAACACUGAUGAUAUUUCCAAAUUUUUGCCAAAUGCUGAUGAUAUUUUCCCAAUUUCUGCUCGGAGGCCCUUUCCCAAUAAAGCUGGCGAAACCCUGAAAAUACAUGUAUCAUGAAUUGUUUAUACUAUAUUUUUAAACAAGUAUAAUGUGUUUCACUUCUACUCCAUAAGUUAGUUUUGAAUUCUACCAUCAAUGAUGUAUAAACCAGAUCAGAUCUUAUAGCCUUUAUGUAUACGUAUGUUCAUUUCUGUAUACUGUGUAUACAUGUAAAAGAUACAUUGAUGCAUACCAGUACAUGUAUUUGUUUAUGUAUGCAGAUUCUGUUAUGUUCCGGUAUGUAAAUAUAUACAUAUUUAGAUACAUUUAUGUACAGUAUUAAAUGUCAUACCUGAUAUAUCCAAAAAGUAGGUCACUGUGACAUCUACGAUGUUUCUCCUAUGCUAUGUCAACUGAAAAGCCCAACAUUAAGGCUUGCAAGUAAACGUCUUUGGAUGGCAAAAAUAUGUUGACCUCUCGGACCCCAAACAUUGAGGCAGUUGGUUCAGUGCAUACAUCCAUUACUUUUAUUUAAUAUCUUUAUUUAUUUUACAACUUAUAUUAAUCACUCUUGUUGGCCCGGAUGUUAGCGCACGGGGGGUCUUAAUGUGGGAGGAAACCCGAGUACCCUGAGAAAACCUACGUGGUCAGGCAGAUGGCCCCAUACCUUUUUACCUCUGAUCAGGGAAUCGAACCCUGGCCGCCUGGUGAAAGGCAAGUGCUCUUUCCCCUGAACCACCCGACCACCCUACUUCCAGUAGGGUGACUACAUGACCAGAAUCAUUGCAAAAAAAAUGAUCCUAUCACUUAAAAACCAUUCAGUCAUUACAAAUAGGUGUUUAUCUUCCUUUAUACGUUAUAUUAACAUACUUUCUUAAGGAUCCCUGUCCCUCUGCAGGCCAAACCAUUGUCCUCACUAAGUUUUGUAAUAGGUGAUUGACUUGAAAAGAAUAUCUGGUUUAAUGUUCCCCUGGCUGCUAAGAUGUUGAACAAUACGUAUACAUUUUCUGAACAAAUAGCUGGAUCAAAGUUGAAAAACAGCUGGCAACUUUUGCCGGCAACUGCAGGCUUUUAAUGAGAACACUGCAAACUAGAUAAUCCCACUGUGCUUUUUUCUAAAUACAGUUACCUCCCCUUGUUUUGUAUGUUACUGCAGAGCAUAUGCAUCUGAGCCGUUAUACGUACUACACUGUUGACUAAGUAGUUCAGUUGGAUAGAGCCACAUUUUAAUGAUCGGAGGUCAAGGGUUCGAUUCCCAAUCCUGUCUUUAUUGCUUUGUUAAACUCAGAACUUUGUUGUUGAUUUUUUA
Messenger RNA from Mizuhopecten yessoensis (Yesso scallop), 5210 nucleotides. Its product is annotated as zinc finger protein 708-like. The transcript has 2 exons. The record is from RefSeq and is a predicted model, not a curated record. The coding region runs from base 125 to 2392 and encodes 755 amino acids. Lineage: Eukaryota; Metazoa; Mollusca; Bivalvia; Pectinida; Pectinidae.